UGACAAGAGUGACAAUAAAUACCACUGCUGUUGCAAAUUUUUAUGCUUUUUGUAGAGAAAGACGAAAAGUAGAAGGUUGGUAAAUAGAAUUUUGGUGUUAGAUUUGGAUUUAAGUAAGAAUAUAUAUUGUUAGUUUCAUUAAUAAGUUAAUUGUCCAAUAUGUCUGGUCGUGGUAAAGGAGGGAAAGUUAAAGGCAAGAGCAAAAGUCGAUCUAAUAGGGCUGGACUGCAAUUUCCAGUGGGGAGAAUUCAUCGUUUGUUAAGAAAAGGGAAUUAUGCAGAACGUGUUGGUGCUGGUGCACCAGUAUAUCUAGCAGCAGUUUUAGAAUAUCUUGCCGCUGAAGUGUUGGAAUUAGCUGGAAACGCUGCUAGAGAUAACAAAAAGACGAGAAUUAUUCCUCGCCAUCUUCAGCUAGCGAUUAGGAACGAUGAAGAAUUGAACAAGUUACUCUCUGGUGUGACCAUUGCUCAAGGUGGAGUUCUUCCCAACAUUCAAUCAGUUUUGCUUCCUAAGAAGACUGGUCAAACUACCACUGGUGGGAAGCCCAAGAAGGGUGUUGCAAGUCAAGAAUUUUAAGCUGGAACUUGCAAGUGUGAGAUCAUCAUGAGGUUUUUGUACAGACUUCAUUCUUCACUGAAAGUGAAUAUAGCUUAAGACUAAAAAAAAAAAUUCCUUCUGUGCUUUGACCUAAUUUUGUAUUUUAAUUCAUAUAUAUCUUAAGCUUAUUUCAUCACAUUUUGUUAAUUUAGUUCUCAGCCAGUUUGCUACUCUUAUAAACUGAAAUUGAAUUUCAAACUAGUUUGUUGCCUUAAGCCUAAGGAAAAAAAUUUCAACCCACUUGUAAAAAGAAAGUGAAUAAAAAGUUUGUCUCAGUUUCCAGUGUUAA
Molecule: messenger RNA, 886 nt
Organism: Limulus polyphemus (Atlantic horseshoe crab)
Lineage: Eukaryota; Metazoa; Arthropoda; Merostomata; Xiphosura; Limulidae
Product: histone H2A-like
Exons: 1
Coding region: 160-576 (138 amino acids)
Cellular component (GO): nucleosome
Molecular function (GO): DNA binding; protein heterodimerization activity; structural constituent of chromatin
Source: RefSeq, a predicted model, not a curated record